AGGGGGGGGGGACAAGCGAAGAGAGAGAGGCCUUUUAGUCUGACAGGCCUGAUGCUUGCCAGGCCCCCCGUCACUCUGCCCUCAGCUCUGCAUAUCUGACCGGGCGCAAGUCAGUGGCUUGCAUCUGUCUGUGACAGGGGAGUGACGGUGAGCGACGGUGGUGAGUUGACUCUCGAGGCUGCAGUGGAGGAGCCUGUCCAGCAAAGAUGACUCAGUCUGUGCAGGUCAACUCAAAGCUGCCUGAUCUGGGUGCACCUUUUCUGUAUGGGUCCCAGGAGGAGACCGACCAGGCUGGCUCCUACUCCGUCCAGACUCCAUAUGGCUUCCAGCUGGACUUGGACUUCCUGAAGUACGUGGAGGAGAUUGAAAGCGGCCACACCUUCCGCCGCACCCCUGUCAGUAGCCGCCGCGGGGUGCGCGCGGGCAAGCUCUCUCAGCGCAGUCCCGGAGUCGGAGGUCGCGCCAGUGGCUGGACGUCCACCGAGUCGCUCUCCUCCUCGGCUAGCGACGAUGGCAGCCGUGUGCCCCCGCCACCUCCUCCACGCAACCGCAUUGGCUCAGCGCCCGCCGAGGUGCACAUCCGGUCACCCGUGUCUGUCCUCAGCCCGCCACUGUCGGCCGGGGCCAAGGUACCCCCACCUCCACCAGCCCGCAACCCCCGUGUAGAGCGCACCCUCCUGGAGACCAGCCUCCGACUUCAGCAGGAGCAGAGCCAGCUCCAGAAUGGCACUGGGACCAUCCAGCUCGCCGACCCUCCUAGAGGGGCCUUGAGAGAGGCAGGGUGGACGGGCUCCUCAAGCUCCCAACCAGCAACAACAACAGCAGCAGUACCAGCACCAUCAGCACAAUCAUCUAAUGGAGGUGUAAAGCUGAACCCAUUCUCCUCUGCCUCUCCAAGCCCCUGCCCAAGUGGUUUGGCACGUGCCAGCCCUCACACCUCCGGCAGGAGCACCCCGGCAGCGGCCUCGGCCCAGAUGCCCCCUGCCCAGCUCCAGACGGUGAGGGAGCAGAUGGCCUCUGCCCUGCGGCAGCUCAAGGAGAUGGAGGAGCGCGUGAAGGGCGUCCCCGUGCUGGAGAGGGAGGUGGCCAAGCUGCGGGCCGAGAAGGACCAGCUUCUCCAGGUGCUCAAGAAGAAGAAUGAGGCGCCGGCAACCAUGGCAGCCGCAGUCCAGACCGCUCUGGCUGAGCCUGGUACUGGAGGUGAUCAAGGACUCCCACCGCUCUCGCCGACUCACGGACGCUCCACAAGGGUGUCCGAGCUCCGCAAAGCGAUAGAGAAGGCAAGCAAGGAGGAAGGAAGCCAGCAGCAGCAGCAGCAGCAGCAGCAGACAGAGAAAGCAGUACCUGCUCCCGUACAGAUGGCAUCUUUGGCCGUUGGGGAGGACCUACCCAUGAGUGCAGGUUUUUUUUACUACAGACAGGACAUGAAAGACGCAGCCGUGGACGUGAGGUGCGAGGUCACCGAUAAGGGCGUGGGAACGGCACCCGCCGGAAGCGCGUGCGACAAAGGGGUCCAGGUGGAGCCGUCCACCGAGGAGGCCUCCGUCUGGGUGAUGGAGUCCCUGCUGGGGCUGACCAGCGAGACGGAGCGGGAGAUCGACACCCUGCAGGACACAGUCAAGCUCCAGCAGGAGUCCAUACGCGUGCUGGAGGAGCGACUGAGCCGGGCCGACCAGGACCUGGAGGAGCUGCGGGCCCGCGAGCACGAGCACCGCUCACGGGUCACGCUGGACCGGGCCGUCCAGGUCCGGACGCAGACCGCCCAUGUCGGGACUGAUGCGCUGCCUGCCGCACCGCCAAAGAUGUUGCACAGCGUCGGGGUGAGCUGCCGCCCGGAGGUCGCCGAGGCAGGUGUAGGCGGGGAGCAAGCGCCUGCGCCGAGUCAACAAAGCGUUCAGACAGAUGAGGAGGUGGAAGUCAAGAAAGAGGAAGUAGCUAUGGUGGAGACGGUGAGCACUGGAAGCCAGUGGGAGAGCCCCGAGGAGGAGGAUGAGGAGGAGGGCGAGGAAGAGCCCCAGCAAGUACAAAAGAGAGGACAGGUGACCAUAGCUGAGGCUGUGAUGGGCAGCGGGGCAGGGAGGAGAGUAGGAGAGGAUGUGGUCGCCGCACCUGCAACUCCAAGCCCAAUGGGCACUUUGAAAUCCAUCAUGAAGAGGAAGGAUGGGAGUAGCUCAAGCCAGACCCGCAACACAGGCAAGAAGAGCCUGCAGUUCGUGGGCAUUCUGAAUGGAGGAUAUGAGUCAACGUCAAGUGAAGAGGAGGAUGAAGAGGAGGAUGAGGAGGGGAGCUCAUCUGACGGAAGCGGAGCGGGGGAGAGCUCAAGCAGCGAGGAGGAGGAGGAGGCCGCCCUUCAGGAGACCUCAGACGAGGAGAGGAACAUCAACCUGGAUGAGAGUGACAGCGACGAGGGACAGACCGGAUCGGGAGGACAACAGGAGACUGUGAAGGAGAAGUUUGAACUGAGUAUGAAGAUGCGUGAGGCUUGUCUCAUUCUGAAGAACCACCUCAACGAUGAUGCCAAAGCCAUGAAAAGCAAAGAAGUGCUGUCCAGCACUCACACAGUGCAGCUUGAGUGGUUCCGUGUAUCCAGUGCGAAGGCGGCACAACCCUUGCGGGUCUCCAACUACCUCAUGGCCUUCUCUGAGGUGUCUCCUGUCCUGCUGGAGCAUGUUGUCAACAUGACGGACGGCAACGGCAACACAGCCCUGCACUACAGCGUCUCGCACUCCAACUUCAGUGUGGUGGGCCUGUUGUUGGACACAGGUGUGUGCUGCGUAAACCAGCAGAACAAAGCUGGCUAUACGGCCAUUAUGCUCGCAGCGCUUUCUGCAGUAAAGGAGGAGGAUGACAUGGUGGUGGUGAAGAAGCUCUUCAGCCAGGGCAAUGUGAACGCCAAAGCCAGCCAGGCUGGUCAGACAGCGCUGAUGCUGGCGGUUAGCCAUGGGCGGCAGGAGAUGGUGCGGGCGCUGCUGGAGUGUGGCGCGAACGUGAACGUGCAGGACGAUGAAGGAUCCACCGCCCUAAUGUGCGCCAGCGAACACGGCCGGGCCGAGAUUGUCGCAAUGCUUCUGGACCAGCUGGACUGUGACAUUUCUGUUGUGGAUAACGAUGGCAGCAAUGCACUCUCCAUCGCCCUGGAGGCAUCCCAUAAUGACAUAGCAGUCCUGCUCUACGCCCACAUGAACUACUCCAAGUCCCAAGCAGCUGGAGUAAACAAAGGCAACACCAGAAGCCCAACUAGUCCACAGAAACCCUGGCCUGCAGAGUAAUGGCCUGUGAUGGUGGAGGACUGAAGAUAACUGGACACUGGCUUGUUUAACACAGGCCUCCUCGACUGGAAAACUGUCACUGUCUAUAAAAUACAUAUAAAUAUAUAUUUAUACCAUGUGUAUCUAUGCACUACAAUCUGAAAAAAAUAUCAGCUAUUAAAUGUUAUAAGAGUAUACACUACUAAUCAUAACUGUAUGCUGAUACUAAAGUCAUUCUCUUACUGUCUGUUUUGGUCAAUCUUGACCACCCACAAUGGAUUUGCAUUGUGUUCCUGAUGUUACACUCCUGAGUUUUUCAUACCAAAAAGAAAAUAAGUAAUACGACUGCACUAACUUCUUAUGCAAUAUAUGCCAUUGUCCUUAUUUUAUGUAAAAAUAAACAUUUAUUUACGUAUGUAAA
Molecule: messenger RNA, 3669 nt
Organism: Clupea harengus (Atlantic herring)
Lineage: Eukaryota; Metazoa; Chordata; Actinopteri; Clupeiformes; Clupeidae
Gene: kank3
Product: KN motif and ankyrin repeat domains 3
Biological process (GO): negative regulation of actin filament polymerization
Cellular component (GO): cytoskeleton; cytoplasm
Molecular function (GO): protein binding
Source: RefSeq, a predicted model, not a curated record